Messenger RNA from Chlorella variabilis, 1095 nucleotides. RefSeq lists its product as hypothetical. Gene Ontology annotation, molecular function: pyridoxal phosphate binding; L-histidinol-phosphate:2-oxoglutarate transaminase activity. The transcript has 4 exons. Gene Ontology annotation, biological process: L-histidine biosynthetic process. Lineage: Eukaryota; Viridiplantae; Chlorophyta; Trebouxiophyceae; Chlorellales; Chlorellaceae. The coding region runs from base 1 to 1095 and encodes 364 amino acids. The record is from RefSeq and is a predicted model, not a curated record.
AUGGCCGCCGCCGACUUCAUUCGCCCCCACUUGCUGAAGCUCAAGCCUUACACGCCAAUUGAGCCCUUUGAGAUCUUGGCGCAGCGGCUGGGGCGGGAGGCCAAGGACAUCGUCAAGCUGGAUGCAAAUGAGAACCCCUACGGACCGCCGCCCGAGGUGCUGGCGGCGCUGGGCUCAAUGCCCUUCCCAAACAUCUACCCUGAUCCAGAGUCGCGGCGGCUACGUGAGGCGCUGUCCAAGUGGCAUAGUGUGCCAUCAGAGCACCUGCUGGUCGGCUGCGGCGCAGACGAGCUCAUAGACCUGCUGAUGCGGUGCGUGCUAGAUGCCGGCGACAAGAUUGUGGACUGCCCGCCCACAUUCACCAUGUACGUCUUUGACGCGGCAGUCAACAAUGCAAGCGUGGUGACCGUGCCGCGGCUAGAGGGCUUUAGGAUUGAUGUUGAAGCAAUCAAGCGGGCGGUUGCGGAGCACAAGCCCAAGAUGGUAUUUCUCACUUCGCCCAACAACCCCGAUGGCAGCAUGCUGAGCACCGAGGAGCUGCUGGAGGUGCUGCGCCUGCCGGUGCUGGUGGUGCUGGACGAGGCGUACAUCGAGUUCUCAGAGGAGCCCUCCAAGAUGGGCUGGGUGGCGCAGCACCCCAAUCUCGUGGUGCUACGCACUUUCAGCAAGUGCGCAGCGCUGGCGGGGCUCAGAGUGGGCUACGGCGCCUUCCCGCUGGACAUGAUUCAGUACCUCUGGCGCGCCAAGCAGCCGUACAACGUGUCGGUGGCAUCGGAGGUGGCGGCAGUGGCGGCGCUGUCGAACCUGCCCUACAUCGAGCGCGUGCGCGACGCGCUGGUGGCCGAGCGGCAGCGGCUGUUUGAGGGUCUGGGCGGCAUCCCCUACCUCGAGCCCUGCCCCUCCCACUCCAAUUUUGUGCUGUGCAAGGUGGCCAAUGGGCGCGAUGCGCGAGGGCUCAAGGAUGCGCUGGCCCAGCAGCACGGCAUCAUGGUGCGCCACUACAGCACCAAGGAGCUGAACAACUAUGUCCGCGUGUCGGUGGGCCUGCCAGAGCACACAAACAAGUUGCUGGCGGCGCUGCGCACGCUGGCGUGA